AUGCACAUGUUGGCUAACAGUGGGUUCCAGAUUGCCCUAGGGUACGUGGUCCGUCGACGAUGGAAGGCUUUCCAAGACCUCGUGAGGUAUUGCCUCGUUAAUGAGAAAAGCAAGAGGAUGCGUAACAAGUACCUCGCCAACGCCCGCCAGGCUGCUUCUCAGCGACUUCAGAGGGGUGCCGACGUCAAUCGUUUCGAUUUCUUCAGUCAUCUACUGCAUGAAAAGGCCCCAGAAGCCAACAUUGAAUUCUUCGCCUCGCAGGGUAGCACAUUGGUUGCUGCUGGAACUGAAACGACAUCCACCUUCAUGUCCGCGCUCACGUACCAUCUCUUGCAGCAGCCUGACUGCCUGAAGCGCCUUCAAGAUGAGUUACGCUGCACGUUCCGACAGCACAGUGAGAUCGACGGUGAAUCUACAAAGCCACUGAAGUAUCUUAAUGCGGUGAUAGAAGAGGGGAUGCGCAUUUUCAACCCUGCAGCCUUCGGGUUGCCUAGGGUUAGUCCAGGAGCCAAUGUUACUGGAGAAUGGAUUCCGAAAGGGACGGUUAUAGCCACAGCAACUCAUGUAACUUCUCGCGACGAGAGAUGGUUCUGUAAAGCGAAAGAGUUUCAUCCGGAAAGAUGGCUUCCCGCGGAUCACCCAUGCUACGAUGCCACAUUCGAUAAUGACCAAAAAGAGGCUUCAAAGCCGUUCUCCAUCGGCCCAAGGUCUUGCAUUGGUAUCCACUUGUCUUACAUGGAGGUUCGAAUAUGUAUUGCAAAGUUGGCCUGGAGCUUUGACUGGGAACAGGUCAACGAAGGCGAAGAUUUCGUCAGAGAUGCGCGCUUGUUAGGGCUUUGGAAGGCUUCUCCGUUCCACGUGCGUUAUCGCCCGUUCCAUGGGUUCCAAGUCUGA
Molecule: messenger RNA, 894 nt
Organism: Colletotrichum destructivum
Lineage: Eukaryota; Fungi; Ascomycota; Sordariomycetes; Glomerellales; Glomerellaceae
Product: Putative cytochrome P450
Exons: 2
Coding region: 1-894 (297 amino acids)
Molecular function (GO): iron ion binding; monooxygenase activity; oxidoreductase activity, acting on paired donors, with incorporation or reduction of molecular oxygen
Source: RefSeq, a predicted model, not a curated record